GAGAAACCAAGAUGCACCACACCACCACCCCCCCUAACCAUGCGAGAACCAUCGGACUCGGGAGACGGUGCACGAUUCGAUUGCUAGGCCACCGACGGCGGGGCCGGUUCCAAGGCAGAAUAACGGAUCCGGAGAGAGGGAUUUGCGGUGCGGGAGACCAGUUAUAAAGCGGCCUGGAUUCCCUCUCUUUGCUACUUCCUUCUUCACUUACACACUCACACUCACACUCUUCCAACUCACCACACCAAUCACAACACUUACACACACACUCCCAGACUCAAGUCUAACAACAACAACCUUCACAAUGGCUUCCAAGAUCUCCGCCGAGCUCCUCACCCUCCUGGCCAAGAACCGCCGCUCCUACUACCCCCUGACCAAGGACCUCCCCAUCUCCACCGCCCGCGUCCAGGAGAUCGUCAACGACGCCACCCUCCAGACCCCGUCGUCCUUCAACAACCAGUCCAACCGCGUCGCCGUCCUCUUCGGCGCCGAGCACGAGAAGCUCUGGGACAUCACCGCCGAUGCCCUGAAGCCCCUCGUCCCCGCCGACGGCUGGGCCGCCACUGAGCAGAAGAUCAACAUGUUCAAGGGCGCCGCCGGCACCGUCCUCUUCUUCGCCGACCAGACCGUCGUCGAGGACUUCCAGUCCAAGUUCGCUCCCUACGCCGACAAGUUCCCCCACUGGGCCGCCCAGAGCGCCGCCAUCCAGGAGUACAUCACCUGGACCGGCCUCGAGGCUGAGGGUCUCGGUGCCAACCUCCAGCACUACAACCCCCUGAUCGACGCCAAGGUCGCCGAGACCUGGAAGAUCCCCGCCACCUGGAAGCUCGAUGCCCAGCUCGUCUUCGGUGGAAAGACCGGCGAGGCUGGCGAGAAGACCUACUCCCCUCUCGAGGAUCGCGUCAAGGUUUUCGGUGCUUAAAUACAAAAAGCGUCAAAAUCCUACAUCCAAUAUAAAUCCUUACUACGAGAUGACGAACUGUAACGUCUUUCGCAAUUAGAGAAACAUCUGCAUUUGGGCGGAGUUAGAAGAGCGAAGGAAUUCUGGGCCAUAAGAGUCCUUGGAACUUUAAAAUAGAAAUACAAUCAUUUAACAACCAA
Ilyonectria robusta is the source of this 1101-nucleotide messenger RNA. Its product is annotated as Nitroreductase-like protein. The transcript has a single exon. The coding region runs from base 305 to 922 and encodes 205 amino acids. Gene Ontology annotation, biological process: cellular response to oxidative stress. The record is from RefSeq and is a predicted model, not a curated record. Lineage: Eukaryota; Fungi; Ascomycota; Sordariomycetes; Hypocreales; Nectriaceae.